UUGCGGGGUGGUUAUGGAGUAAGUCUCCUUGUUGGUGUGUCAGGUUGCGUGGUGGUUAUGGAGUAAGUCUCCUUGGUGUGUCAGGGUUAGUUUUUAGUUGCGGGGUGGUAAUGGGACAUUCGGAGAAAGCCCUCGUCGUUGGUAUGUCCCGUGUCAGGGUUAGGGUUAAGUUUAUGUUGGGGCUGAUAAUGGGACAUUCGGAGAAAGCCCUCCUCGUUGAUAAGUCCCGUGUCAGGGUUAGGUUAGGUUUUUGGUGG
This is a messenger RNA of Funneliformis caledonium, 257 nucleotides long. The record is from the annotation of a GenBank genome assembly. NCBI's taxonomy places the organism in Eukaryota, Fungi, Glomeromycota, Glomeromycetes, Glomerales, Glomeraceae.